Molecule: messenger RNA, 5668 nt
Organism: Branchiostoma floridae (Florida lancelet)
Lineage: Eukaryota; Metazoa; Chordata; Leptocardii; Amphioxiformes; Branchiostomatidae
Product: citron rho-interacting kinase-like
Exons: 41
Coding region: 110-5653 (1847 amino acids)
Biological process (GO): mitotic cytokinesis; actomyosin structure organization; peptidyl-threonine phosphorylation
Cellular component (GO): cytoskeleton; cytoplasm
Molecular function (GO): ATP binding; protein serine/threonine kinase activity
Source: RefSeq, a predicted model, not a curated record
CCGAAGGGUGGAUUUCAGCGCGCGGCCGGACAAACCGUUCCGAAAAACAGACAGACCCAAGCAACUGACUUCCUAUCAAUAAUCAUAUGGGGUAUUGACCAGAAUAAAGAUGAGUGAGUCUACAGAAGGGAGCCGCGAGACAAUCUCGUCUCGUCUAGCCAGACUGAAUCAGCUGCUGACUUGGAAGGGCAUUCCCAGGACAGGUCCUUCAGUCCUGCCCCACAGAGAUGCCCUGUUGGACUCCUUCAUGGUACUGUUGGAGGAAUGCAGCUCAGAUGUCCUAGCCAAGGAUAACAAACACGUAUCCGCCUUUGUUAGGAAAUUUAAGAAUAGGGCCAAGGAAGUCCAGAGUCUCCGUCCAUCCCUGACUGACUUUGAGACGAAGACAGUGAUUGGACGCGGACAUUUCGGAGAGGUACAGCUGGUGCGUGAGCGCUGCACUGGAGACAUGUACGCCAUGAAGGUCCUGAAGAAGUCCGACAUCCUCUCCCAAGAAAGUGUGGCGUUUUUCGAGGAGGAGCGUGACAUCAUGGCGAGGGCGACCAGCCCGUGGAUCACGUCCCUGCAGUACGCCUUCCAGGACAGCACCAGUCUGUACCUGGUCAUGGACUUCCACCCCGGGGGGGACCUGCUCACCCUGCUCAGUCGGCAUGAUGAUGUGUUUGAGGAGAAGAUGGCUCAGUUUUACCUGGCAGAGAUGGUGCAGGCCAUCCACUGUCUGCACCUCAUGGGAUAUGUUCACAGGGAUGUGAAACCAGACAACAUUCUGAUUGACAGAACUGGACACAUCAAACUUGCCGACUUCGGCUCUGCUGCCAGGAUAUCAAAACAUCAGACUGUUGAAGCCAGAAUGCCAGUAGGAACUCCAGACUACAUCGCCCCUGAAGUGCUGAUGAGUAUGAAUGGCACCAGUCAGGACUACGGAGUCGGCUGUGACUGGUGGUCUCUGGGAGUCGUGGCUUACGAGCUAUUGUUCGGAGACGCGCCCUUCUCUGAUGAAUCUGUGGUGAAAACCUACAGCAACAUCAUGAACCACAAGGUUUCCCUCAAGUUUCCCAGUGAGACAAGAGUGAGCAAGGAGGCGCAGGAACUGAUCCAGUGUUUGUGUUGUGAGGCCAAAGACCGUCUGACGUAUGAAGAGAUCACAUGUCUGCCCUUCUUCACAGGAGUGGACUGGACUAACCUGAGAGACUCUGUCCCCCCGUAUGUUCCUGUGGUGGGCUGUGAGGACGACACCUCCAACUUUGAGCAGUUUGAGGCCGAGCUCCGCCUGCCCAAUGUGGAACUGUUCCGCAGUCAGCGGGGUCAGAUCAGCGGGAAGGACCUGCCCUUCAUCGGCUUCACCUUCAUCAAGGAUCUGUCUGGAACUUCCACUGGUCACAGGUCAACUGCAGCAGUCAACUCACCAGUAUCCCAUGCUUUGGUUGAGAAGCGCCUCGUGCAGAAGACCAGAGAACUCCAAGACCUCCAGGAGAAAUGUCAUCAGCUGGAGACCAAGGAGGCAUCCCUGAGGAACACCCUCCUUAAACUGGAGACACGACUGACAGAGAAAGACAGCCUGUCCAAUCAAAUGGAGAUGGAGAGAGACAACAUCGAAAAACAGAUGGUGGACUAUGUCACAGAGAUCACGAAUCUAAAGCGCUGUCUGGAGCUGGAACGGAAUCACCAGAUCCAGACGGACAUGAAAGCUGUCACUUUGCUGGAAGAAGUCCGUCAGCAAGGCAAACUGGCUCAUGAUCUGCAAGAGCAAGAGUAUAAGGCUGAGAUCAAUGCCUACCUGCAGACCAUCUCCCAGCUGGAACACGACAGGUUUGUAGCAGCAAGGAGAGCCGAGGCGCUGGAGACGGAGCUGAAACAAGAACAGAACUCCCUGGGGACUUACAAGCACAAGGUGGCGGAGCUGCAGGCGAAGGUGAACAAGCUGACAGCAGACAGCAUAGCCAAAACAAGUGAGCUGCAAGAGAAGUUGGCAGAAGGCUUCCGCGAACGGGAGGUUUACCAAGAAAGCAAAGAACGUGAACUUCAGGCCAAAAUCGAAUUUCUUGAGAACAAACUGAAGAUGAGUGAAGCCAAGCAGAGUGCAGGAGAAGGGGAGACCAUCAGACUACGGGAGGAGCUUUCAGCUCAGAUGCUGACUACUGCAGAGAAAACUAAGCUGGUGAGCAAGUUAGAGUCCAAACUCCAGGCACUGGAGGGUCAUGUGACAGAACUGAAGCAGGCUGAAGAAAACAGACAAUAUGAGACACAGCUAAGACAGGAGGAUCAGAUGGAUGAGUUCCAACAUCACAACCAGCAGCUGGCAGCACAGAAGCGCCAUCUGGAGGAGCAAGUCAAGAAGUGCAGGAAGGCAGAGGAAAAGCUGACUCUAGAUUUGAAGAACAAGUCAUCCCUGCUAUCAGAGAAGACAGAGGUGAUCUGUCAGCUAGAAUCCAGGCUGAAGGUGUUGAACAGCCAGCUGUCAGAACAAAAGAAGAAAGAGGACACCAGACAAACCCAGGCACAGCGUGUAAGUGACUUGACCCAGGAGAAGUUGUACCUGGAGUCUCAGAAGACUCUUCUCGAGGAGAAAGUCUGCACCUGCAGGAAAACUGAGACCAAACUGAGGAAGGACCUGGGAGAAAGGGACUCAACAAUCUCCCAACAAAGAGAUCUCCUAGGUCAGCUGGAGUGCAAAGUGAAAGUUUUGGAAAGUCAGCUGAAAGAACAACAAAAGACAGUAAAGGACAAGAGUCAAGAAGCCAAGUCAAGACAACAAUUUGAAGAGCUGUAUAGUGAAAUGAAAGAAAAGAGCUUGUACCUGACGGCAGCUAAAAGUCGGCUGGAGGAGCAGAUCAUAGAGUGUAAGGAGGCAGAGGCAAGACUCCGAGAUGAGCUGACUGACAAAGACUCUGCCAUUUCUACACACCUGGAGUCUAUUGGCCGUUUACACUCCAAGAUGAAGGUGUUGGAAGGUGAGGUGAAGGAAUUGAGGAAGAAAGAGGAGGACCGAACUAAGGAGUCAAGGUUCAGACAAGCCAAGGAAGAGCUGUUUUCAGACAUGAAACAGCAGAAGCUGUACUUGGAAACACAGAAGGGACAGCUGGAACAGCAGCUGCUGUCCUACAAAAACAGCCAGGAGAAACUCCAGGAGGAGAUCCGUAGUCUGAAGGACAAGCUGACUGAGUCCACAGACAAGUAUGAGAAGCAGUUGGAGGCAGUCAGGAGAGACUUGUCUCAAGCUAAAGCAGAUGUUAACAAAGACAUGGUCAAGAGUCAAACAGAAGAGCAUCUACGGACAAAGCUUCAUAUAAUGGAGAAGGAGCUUGCCUCGGAAAGGAAGACAACAGAAGAGAAACUGACAAAGUUGCAGUCAGAGAAAGAAGAUGUUGAGGACCGCUUUAACAAGCUGAGAGACAGCUGUGAGGUGGUGACAGAGCUGGAGGACCAGCUGAAACAGAUGGCUGAACAGUGUGCAUUCCUGGAGUGUAAACAUGCGCAGCUGGAGGAGCAGGUGCGGGACAUGGCGGAGGACAGAGAGACAGCACAGGGCGAGCUGGAACAGCUGAAGAACAGCCUCACCGAGCAGAAACAGCUGUGUGCCAGUCAGAAACUGAAUAUUGAUGUCUUGAAGACGACCUGCACCACCCUGGAGGAACAGAUAGGUGCCCUGGAGUCCCUGAAUGAGGAGUUGGAGGAAAAGGAGCGCAGCUGGCAGGAACUGAAGGCUGGCCUGCAGAAAAAAACACUCUCAGCAGAGACUAGACUACAGGAGAUGGAAGGAGAGAUCCGCACUGAAAAACUCGCAAGGAGUGGUGCUGAGGAGAAGCUGAAGCAGCUGACUGAAGCCAUGGAGACAGCCAUCACCUGUCACCAGCAGCAGCUGCACAGUCUGCAGAAACACCUGCAGGACAGGGAUGAGCAGGGGAGGAAGUUCUUGGAAGAUCUGAACGAGUCGGAGAGGAAGUUAGCGAUGAUCAAGCUGACCAAUGAUGGGCUGCAGAGGAAGCUGGCUCAAGAGAAGAGCACCAAUGACAGACUGACAGAAGAGAAUGUGAAGCUCCAGGACCAGGUGACCUCACUAAAGGCCACAAACUUCCAGCUGACCCAGGGCCUGGAGACAGCUGUGGAGAGAGGAGAACAGCUGCACACGGAGAAGGCUGAGCUGGAGAAUCAGAUGGAGGCCAUACUUAUGACCCACUCCCAUGAGUCAGUGAAGACUAUGUCCACCAUUGCCCAGCAGACUAAGCUGAUUGACUUCCUACAGGCUAAAACAGACGGAACAGGCAAGAAGAAAAAGGUGCUGGGACUGUUUCACAAGGGGAAGGAUGUCCCUGCCACCCCCUCAGCCAUGCCGCUGCAGUACAAGGAACUACAGCAGAGACUGGAGCAGGAGAAACUCCACAGCUCAGAUCUACAGCAGCAGAUUACACAGCUCAAGGCACAGCUCUACAGUACCAUCUGUCCACGGGCAGGGACUGGUAGCCAAGGUGACCGUAUGAUGUCUGAGUCCCAGUCCAGCACAGUCCUGUCUGCCAUUGUGAUGUCUCCUAGCCAGCAGCCCACCGCACUGAAGGAGGCUCACAACACACAGACAGCUCCAGAGUCUCCCCAGGGCCCUACCAGGGGACCCAAGGAGCGCAUGCACCACAACAUUCCUCAUCGAUUCCAUACUGGCAUCAGCAUGAGGGGAGCCAAGUGUGCAGUUUGUCUGGACACCAUCCACUUUGGGCGGCAGGCCACAAAAUGCCAUGAAUGCAAGGCUGUGUGCCACGCCAAGUGUGCAGCCUGUCUCCCCAGCACCUGUGGUCUCCCAUCGCAGUUUGUGGAACAUUUCCGGAUGUCAGUGAGGAGGAAGAAGCAGAUGUCUGCCAUGAACCUCUCAGCUGAUGACAGCAUGCAAAUGGAGGGAUGGUUGAAAGUCCCAAGGAACAACAAGAUGGGAUGGGACAAGAGAUGGUGCACCCUGCAGGGCUGCAAGCUCCUUAUAUAUGACAUGGACAACAAAGAUGACCGAACCCUGUGUGAUGAGUUUGACCUGUGUCCUGAGGACCGCACCAUUUCCAUCCACAGUGCCGUGACAGCAGCUGAACUUAUCAACACUGCUAAGACAGAUCUGCCUUACAUCAUCAAACUGGAGUCCCACCCCUGCACCACCUGCUGGCCAGGCCGCACACUGCACCUCAUGGCGCUCAGCUUCCCUGACAAGCAGCACUGGGCAGCCGCGCUGGAGGCUGCUGUGUCUACAGACAGCCUGGACCAAGAUGGAGACGAGAAGAAACUGCGAGGAAACAUCCUGCUGCAGCUUGAUGGGGACAGCAGAGUGGACAUCAACAGUAGUCUGCUGCUGAAUGACAGGACUUUGCUGUUGGGGUGUGAGGAGGGCCUGUUUGCCACAACCCUUCCUGUCCCUAAGCAGAAGGGCCUGACCCAGAUGGCAGGAGUGGGGAGUGUGUACCAAAUGCUGCUGCUACAGGAGAUAGACUUAAUGCUCAUGAUAGCAGGGACUGAUCGGCUCUUGUACCAUGUGGACUUGAAACACCUGCGGACGAAGGUGGCCCAGGCUAGUGUUUCUGUACCCACCAUACAGACUAGGGCUGUGGAGGGACUGGGGGGCUGCCACCUGUUCUCAGUUGGGAAGGUUUGUUGCAAAUAUCAUCCCUAUCUUAUGUUAUAAUGACUUCAGCCUACA